Molecule: messenger RNA, 783 nt
Organism: Neoarthrinium moseri
Lineage: Eukaryota; Fungi; Ascomycota; Sordariomycetes; Amphisphaeriales; Apiosporaceae
Exons: 3
Coding region: 1-783 (260 amino acids)
Biological process (GO): carbohydrate catabolic process
Cellular component (GO): extracellular region
Molecular function (GO): cutinase activity
Source: RefSeq, a predicted model, not a curated record
AUGUGGCCGUCAGCAAACCUGAUGCUGCUGGUCCUGGCCGCAUUCCCAACGUGGUCAGCCGAGUCCAGCCACCUGGACGCUCGCCAGUCCUGGACGAGCAGCUAUUGGAGCCAGGAGUUCAGCAAGUACGGCUGCAGGCCCGUCAUCUUCAUCUUUGCCCGGGCGACGAUAGAGCCUGGGAAUAUGGGGAACACGGUUGGGCCCCGGAUAUCCAACGCACUCAAGGCUGCGUUUGGAGUGACCUAUGUGGCCACCGAAGGGGUUGACUAUCUUAGUCUUCCGGACACCAACUUCUUCCCGGGAGGCGCGCCACCGUUUGGGGUUGGGCUGAUGCAGGUACUUCUGAGUGCUGCUGCUAAGUGUCCCAACUCGAAGAUCGUGGCCUCAGGCUACAGCCAGGGGGCAGCCCUCACGCACCGUGCGAUCCAGGGGCUGAGUGACCCGGUGAAAGAUAAGAUUGCCGGCGUUGUCACGUUCGGUGACACGCAAACGUGGCAAGACGGCGGCCAGAUCCGGGGCUUCGAUGCUAACAAGACCCUGAUCAUCUGUAACAUCGGUGACCUGGUGUGCAUCGGAACGUUGUAUGUCAUGCCUGUCCACCUGGACUACGUGAAGUGGGUGCCCACAGCCGUCGCAUGGCUCAUUCAGAAGCUGCUCUACGCUGAUGAGAUUAACCCCUGGUGGGACGGCACGUUCUCACUGCCGCCGCCGCCAGGCUCGCCGAGAACGGAUCUUCAGCUUGCGAAUACCGAUGAUUGUGUCGUUCCACCAACGAGACAAUGA